Larimichthys crocea (large yellow croaker) is the source of this 5409-nucleotide messenger RNA. It is a transcript of the gene phldb1b, whose product is annotated as pleckstrin homology-like domain, family B, member 1b. The coding region runs from base 496 to 5019 and encodes 1507 amino acids. Lineage: Eukaryota; Metazoa; Chordata; Actinopteri; Sciaenidae. The record is from RefSeq and is a predicted model, not a curated record. Gene Ontology annotation, cellular component: basal cortex. Gene Ontology annotation, molecular function: protein binding. The transcript has 22 exons. Gene Ontology annotation, biological process: regulation of microtubule cytoskeleton organization.
UCUCUGACUCAGGAUCUCCUCCUCUCCUCCUCCUCUCCUCCUCCCUCCUGCUCCUCCUCUCUGGUGGUGUCUCUCUGUGUGUGUGUCUGAGCCAGCUGUUUCUCACCGGAGCUCUGACACUGUGAGACGGCGUCGUUACUACGUGAAGAGCGUGGAGACAAUGGCCAGAGAUUACAGGCACUGCUCUGAAUGAACUGGGAUAUACGGACACACCAGUGUUUUUUCUUUUUCAUAACAAGUGGCCAAAGCAGACAGCUUUCUUUUGUGGAUCUUCACAUAUCUGCAGAAUAUAUUAAGAGAGAGUGUGUGUGUGUGAGCUUUUUUAUGAUUAUCAUAACAAAAGCUGGUCGGGACAAAAGCCCAUAAACGCUGCUGUUGUUCCACAAUAACUGUGAGAAAGCGGAGAAAAAACACGUGGCUUGGUUUAAAGGAGCAGAGGCGAUGAAAACAGCGGAGGAGCCGGAGAGGAGUUUCAUUCAUUGGACUUAAAGCUGUAUGCUGUGUUUUGGCCAGUCGACCUUCUUCCGCUUCAACCACCCUGAAGAAGCCUUCAGGAUGAAGAGCAUGGUGCCCCAGGGAGGGAGCGUCUCCACCGGGGACUACAGGCGAUGUGCAGACACGGAGAGCUUGGUCAAUGGGAAUCACCGGGCCAGUCCAGCCCAGUCUCCCCCAGCUCCUGGAGAGAGAGUCCAGUCUGAGCACAGUGCAAUCGUCAGCUCUAUCGAGAAGGACCUCCAGGACAUCAUGGACUCCCUAGUCAUGGAUGACCCCCAGCCUUCUUCCUCAGAGGCAAAAAAGCCUCCUGGAGGUCAACCCAUUCCCCACUCCCCUCUAUCACCCAUGGUCAAUGGAGGGGGCCGGUAUCUGCUGUCCCCUCCUACCAGCCCAGGGGCCAUGUCCGUGGGGUCCAGCUAUGAGAAUACAUCCCCUCCCUUCUCUCCCCUGUCCUCUCCCUCAGCGGCCAGCAGCGGGAGCUUUACCAGCCCGUCUCCUAGUGGAGGACCUCAGGACCAGAGUUCGUCUCUGCCACCAGUGCCUGUACGCUCCUCUAGCUACAACUUCACCACCCAGCCUCCACCUGUACCCCAGCCACGGACCAUACUGCCUAAUUUUAGCAGCAGUGGGGUGGGCCAGAAGGUUCAGGAAAGCCCCAGGCUGCAGAGGAAGGUCUUAAUCGAGGCUCCUGCAAGCCCCAAGCCAAACCGCAGAGGACUAGGCCAAGAUGGGUCUGAGAGCCCCCGGCAGACGCCUCUUCUGUCUUCUACUGAAUCUCUCAGUAGUAGAAACAUUGUGCCAAGUAGCCCCAGGCUCACUCCCAAAUUCCCUACCUGUCCGUCUCCGUCACCCUCCAGUCCCAGGACCAAGACAACCACAGUGCUCCAGGAAAGGCCUGCCAGCCCUUUCAAAGAGCAGACCAGUCUAUCUGAUUGCUCCCUAUCCUCCAGCUCCUCCAGGCAGCUUUCCCAACCCUCCAGAGGCUUCCAGCCUCCCCUGGACCCUAUUGUCCACAUAAUCCAAGGAUCACCACUCCAGCAGCAUCCACGUUCACUGCAGCCCCCUGAAAGCCCUCGUAUGGCCAGGAGGAACAUGGAGCUGAACGGUGGUAGUGGAGGGGUCAGCAGUAUGAGAGAGCUGCCACCUCUUAGUCCCUCAAUGGCUCGUAGAGGGGUCCCGGUACUCCCGGGGGCACUUCCAGGGACAGUGCCCACAUUGAGGACUCCAGAUAGCCCCUCAGGUCUCAUCAAGUUUGUCCCAGAGAGUCCAAGGCUUCGACGCAAGUCCGGAUCUACAUCUGAAGAGCCAGCAUGCAGCAGAGGGAUCCGAGCCCGCAGUCCAUCACCUACCUCUAUGAUGAUGGAGGGCGGUGGUGGUGCAGGAGGACGGAAGGCGAGCUUUGGGAAUUCUCUGUCACCUGCUUACAGUCUGGGCUCUCUACCUGGCUCAUCCCCCGUAGCCAGCCCAAGGACCCAUCGGAAGAUGUCUGCAGGGAGACCACACCCAGGAAUGAGGGAGAGGAAGAACAGCAUCACAGAAAUCAGUGACAACGAGGACGAGCUGCUGGAGUACCAUCGACGACAGAGAGAGGAGAGGCUUCGAGAGCAGGAAAUGGAGAGACUGGAGAGACAGCGACUAGAGACCAUCCUGAACCUCUGUGCUGAAUACAACAAAGGAGAGAGCACCGGCCUGGACCCUCUGAGCUCAGGGAGGACAGGUUUCCCUGGUGGACCGACAGACGGCCUGGGACGUCGACCGUCCAUGGAGAACAUCCUUGGGGGGAUACCAUCCUCAGCUACACUCCGCCUGCUGCAGAGGCAGAGAGAGAGUGACGAGGAGAACCUGAAGGAGGAGUGUAGUAGCACGGAGAGCACUCAUCAGGAGGUGAGGACAUCUCCUGGUCCCAGCACAGCAUCAGCGCUGCACAAUGGAGACAGACAGCAUGAAGACUCAUCCAGCUCUGGCAGCGCGGGUCGUCUGGAGCUGGGCUACCUGGAAGACGAGCGUGUCCGCGUCCUCGCUCGGAUCGACGAGCUCAAAACGCGGCUAAUGGAGCUGGAGCAACAGCUGCAGGAGUCCAAACAAGAGGCAGAGAUGGAGCGUGCCUUGCUGCAGGGCGAAAGGCAGGCGGAGCUCGACCAGAUAGAGGCCGAAACGGACAUCAUCACUCAGCUGCAGCACAAGCUGGACGAGCUGGAGAGCGCCAUCCAGAGGGAGAAAGACAAGGAGAGGGCUAAUGUUGAGGCCGAGCGCCGGUCCCUGCAGAGCCUCCAGGAGGGCUACGCUGAGCUGAAGAACCAGCUUCAUAACUGUCCCGAGUCCUUGCGGGAACAGUUGCAGGAACAGCUCAAAAGGGAUGGAGAGGCGCUGGAAGCAGGAACCAAAAAGUUCGAGGACCUGGAGUUCCAGCAGCUGGAGAGAGAAAGCAGCCUGGAGGAGGAGAGAGAAACCAUCAGCCAGCAGCUGCUCCAGGAGAGAGCAGAGUACCACAGCAGCGUGGCCAAGAGGAAGGAGAAAGUGUCUGCUCUGGAGAACCAGGCCAACCAGCUCGGCCUGCAGGCAUCUCAGGAGUGUGAACGGCUGGCCAAAGACAGGACCCUCACGCUCCAAAUGCUCCAAAAGGAGAAGGAGAGGCUGUCAGCUCUGGAGAAGAGAUACCACAGCCUGACAGGGGGAAAGAGCUUCCCCAAGUCCUCCACUGCGAUGAGAGAGGAAGCGCUCCAUAUCAGCGAGGCUGACCUGCUGUUGGAGGACAUCCACUCCUCCCAGCAUUCCCUCUGUCGAGCUGCUCCUUCCUACUUACAUCCCUCCCCUCCCUGUCAGUUGUAUCCCAGCAGCCCUACGGAGGAGUACCUGAAGCUGUCGGAUGUCUAUAAGAUGUACGGUAGCUGCAGCGGCCGCCAUGAAAGCAGCAAGCCCGCCGCUCACGGCCGCUCGUUUGCCGUAGAUGCUGCGUUAGCUGGCGCUUGUGAGGAGUAUGUGACAGUGGGCCAGUUAAAUCAGAUGUAUGGGAUGCCAAAGGUGGAGUCAUCCCCUACUUCCCCGCUUCGCCAGCCCCUGCAGUCUGGACCCGUAGACCCCGCCUUCUCCUGCCUCGCCUCUCCUCAUGGCUCCUCCCUCUCUCUUUCUGCAGAGUACCCGUCUGAGGGCAGUAGGCCUCACCUCUCCAAGCUAAAUUUAGAGCAGUGGUACCAGGAGCUGAUGGCUGGCUCCAGCCAGCUCUGCCCCCUACCUCUGCCAGCCAAGUCGCUGUCAGGCCGCAGGCAUGUGCUGCAGGUGUUCCGCUCUAAGCUGGACAGUGAUCCAGGUCUGUCUCCCCAUCAGCACAAAUCAGGCUCCGCGUCCCCUCUGCAGCACGGAGCGGCAACACUGGGACGCAACGCAAGCUCAAAGAGCCCCCUGCUGACGGCCAACAGCACCGGCAGCCUGCCCAGGAACCUGGCUGCAACUCUGCAGGACAUCGAGACCAAGAGACAGCUCGCUCUGCAGCAGAAAGGUCAGCAGGUGAUCGAGGAGCAGCGCCGCCGUCUGGCCGAGCUCAAGCAGCGAGCGGCAGCUGAGGCUCAGUGUCAGUGGGAAGCGCUUCACGGCUCUCAGACCCACCUCAUGACCUCAUCCGCCUCCUCGCCAUCCUACUCCCCGAUCAUGUCCUACAGCCCGGUGCUCAGCCACAGCUCUGUAGGACCCCCGCCUCUGGUUCACCACUCCAUCCUGCACCACCAGCCCCCGUCAGCUGGAGAGCAGCCCUACGACACCCUGAGCCUGGAGAGCUCCGACAGUAUGGACACCAGCGUGUCCACGGGGAACAACUCGGCGUGCUCGCCAGAUAACAUGUCCAGCAUCGGAGGAGCGGACGUGCUGAAGAUCGAGGAGAUGGAGAAAAUGCUGAAGGAGGCGCAGUUGGAGAAAGCCAGGCUUAUUGAAUCGCGGGAACGAGAGAGCCUGGCUCGCCGUCAGAUGCUGGAGGAGGAGAGGAGGAGGAGGGAGGAGGCGGAGAAGAGACUGCAGGAUGAAACUUUCCACCGGCAGCAGCUCGUGGAGAAGGAGGUCAAGAUGAGGGCCAAGAACUUCUCUCAGGCCCGUCCCAUGACUCGCUACCUGCCCAUCCGGAAGGAAGAGUUCGACCUGCGCUCCCACGUCGAGUCGUCCGGCCACAGUGUGGACACCUGCUACCAGGUCAUCCUCACUGAGAAGAUGUGCAAGGGCUACCUGGUGAAGAUGGGGGGCAAGAUCAAGUCGUGGAAGAAACGCUGGUUCGUCUUCGACCGCCUCAAAAGGACUUUCUCCUACUAUGUUGACAAACACGAGACCAAGCUGAAGGGAGUGAUCUACUUCCAGGCGAUAGAAGAGGUCUAUUACGAUCACCUCCGCAGUGCCACAAAGAGUCCGAACCCCUCCCUGACCUUCUGCGUGAAGACCCACGAUCGACUCUACUACAUGGUGGCCCCGUCGGCAGAGGCCAUGAGGAUCUGGAUGGACGUGAUCGUCACAGGAGCGGAGGGAUACACGCAGUUCAUGAACUGAGAGAUAGUAGAGAGAGCGCGCAGGUGACGAGCAGAUAGUUUCGGCAGGGACUCUCCCAUCACAGACUCUACAGGCCCCCUCUCCCCGUUUCCAGUCCACAGUGGACACAGCGCCUUGUUUGUUACUUUUCAUUUUUAAUCUCACACUUUUGAUUUUACGAUGUAGAUGUUUUCACCUCCACAUUUUCUACGUGAUUCUGUUCGGAUUGAAAAAGGGAGCCCAUGGAGGACACACACACAAACACUCACACUUCUGUAUAUAAACCAAAAUCUGUACCUGAUAAAGACUUUAAAAAAAACAUUUCUAUAUUGCCAAAUGGAGAUCUUGUAGUUACUGUUUGUUGAACCUUUUGUAUUGUUUCCUUUCUUUCUUUCUUUUUUUACUUCUAGA